Molecule: messenger RNA, 768 nt
Organism: Cordyceps militaris CM01
Lineage: Eukaryota; Fungi; Ascomycota; Sordariomycetes; Hypocreales; Cordycipitaceae
Product: Aminotransferase class-III
Exons: 3
Coding region: 1-768 (255 amino acids)
Cellular component (GO): mitochondrion
Molecular function (GO): pyridoxal phosphate binding; transaminase activity
Source: RefSeq, a predicted model, not a curated record
AUGGCGCCCAGGCAAACUGCAAGGACUGACGAGCAUACCCCAACCCUAACCCUUCAUAAGGGCGAUGCAGCCACAAGCAACACUGUAUCAGAGCGAAGACCAGGGCGCUCUUACCGCAAAAUGUCAAAAUUAUCUCUUGGACUUGACUGCUUGACUGGACCUCUGGCCAGAUGUCGUGCCUACUCGGCCAUGGCCAUCAAGCUCGCCAAAGUCUACACCGGGAAAUUCGAAGUCGUGCGGGCCACUCGCCUGUUGCAUCGUCAAGUGCAUCCAGAGCUCGAGAGGGAUGCACGUGCUGCCGCCGGGCUACCUGCGGGCGCUCAAGAGGCACUGCGAGCGGCGCGGCAUUAUGGACGAGGCACAGACGGGCAAUGUCGUGCCGGACAUCUGACGCUCUCCGCCGUGGGCGACAAGGUAUUCGAGAUUGUGCAGCGCGAUUGGCUGGUGCAGCACACCAAGGAGGUCGGCUUUGUGCUUCAUCGGGGACUGCGGACGCUCAUGGGCCGCUACGGCUGUAUCGGCGAGGUCCGCGGCCGCGGGCUCAUGGCGGGCGUCGAAACCGUCACGGAUCGCGAGUCCAAGCUGCCGAGCCACGAGCUGGCCAAGAGAAUCGGGGAUGCGGCGUUCAAGUACGGCCUCUGGGCCAAUCUGAGCAGCCACCGAAGCUUUGGCGGCGCGUUCCGCAUCGCGCCGCCCAGUUAUGCAGCGUCUUGGAGCGUGCCUUUGCUGGCUCUCUGCCUCUGUACUGUCCUCUCAGAGUUAGGGUAG